CAGAACCCACCCCCGGGCCUCACUGGUGUGGGAGCUGGUGCCGGCCAGUGGGUGGGGUUGUCCUUGGAGUCCAGGCUCUUAAUGGGGCUAUGAGAGCGUGGGCUUCCUGGAGGGGGGAAAGGAUAAGGACACUCCCAGCCCCAGGCCCUGAAGGCUGAGUAGCCAGCAGGAUGCCCGGCCUGCUGAAUCAGAUCACGGGGGCAGCUCUGCCCCUCACCACGUCCGACGUCACCUCCUUCGUCAGUGGUUACGCCCUGGGCCUGACUGCCUCCCUCACCUAUGGCAACCUGGAAGCCCAGCCCUUCCAGGGCCUCUUCGUGUACCCGCUGGAUGAGUACACCACGGUGAUCGGCUUUGAGGCGGUCAUUGCUGACCGUGUCGUGACAGUGCAGAUCAAGGACAAAGCCAAGCUGGAUGACGGCCACCUCGAUGCCUUCCAAGUCCGAUCGCCAACUGUCAAAGGGAACAUUCUGCAAGAGGGGGUUUCCAUCGCCCCUCAUUCCUGCACACCGGGAAAGGUGGCCUUGGAUGAGGACUUGGAGCGGAUCCUGUUCGUGGUCAACCUGGGCACCAUCGCCCCCAUGGAGAACGUCGCCAUCUUCAUCAGCACCUCCUCGGAGCUCCCCACGCUGCCCAGCGGGGCCGUGAGGGUCCUGCUGCCUGCCGUCUGUGCCCCGACUGUACCCCAGUUCUGCACCAAGAGCUCUGGCUCCUCUAACCAACAGGCCCAGGGCAAAGACAGGCAUUGCUUCGGCACCCGGGCCCUGGACUCCUGGAGCAAGGUGUGCCUGGCCACCCUCCUGGACACCGACGUGUCCAACCCCAUGGAGUAUGACUUCAACUUCCAGCUGGAGAUCCGGGGGCCAUGUCUGCUCGCAGGUGUGGAGAGUCCCACCCACGAGAUCCGUGCCGAUGCGGCCCCAUCUGCCUGCUCCGCCAAGAGCAUCAUCAUCACCUUGGCCAACAAGCACACCUUCGACCGGCCCGUGGAGAUCCUCAUCCACCCCAGUGAGCCCCACAUGCCACACAUCCUGAUGGAGAAAGGGGACAUGACCAUGGGAGAGUUUGAGCAGCACCUGAGGGGAAGAACGGAUUUCAUUAGAGGGAUGAAGAAGGGCAGGAGUGCGGAGCGGAAGACAGAAAUCAUCCGGAAACGCCUCCACAAGGACAUUCCCCACCACUCCGUCAUCAUGCUCAACUUCUGCCCUGACCUCCAGUCAGUCCAGCCGAACCUGAGGAAGUCCCAGGGAGAGUUCAUCUUCCUCAUUGACAGGAGCAGCAGCAUGAGCGGGAACAGCAUCCACUGUGUCAAGGAUGCCAUGCUGGUGGCUCUUAAGAGCCUCAUGCCAUCCUGCCUCUUCAAUGUCAUCGGAUUUGGAUCCACAUUUAAGACCCUCUUUUCUUCCAGCCAGAUCUACAGUGAGGAGAGCUUGGCCAUGGCCUGUGACAACAUCCAGAGGAUGCGGGCUGACAUGGGCGGCACCAACAUCCUCUCCCCUCUCAAGUGGAUCAUCCGGCAGCCCGUGCACCAAGGCCACCCGCGGCUGGUCUUCCUGAUCACGGACGGCGCCGUCAACAACACGGGGAAGGUGCUGGAGCUGGCGCGAAACCACGCCUUCUCCACCAGGUACUAUAGCUUUGGAAUUGGACCCAACGUCUGCCACAGACUGGUGAAAGGGUUGGCAUCUGUGUCCAAGGGCAAUGCUGAGUUCCUGGUGGAGGGGGAGCGGCUGCAACCCAAGAUGGUCAAGUCCUUGAAGAAGGCCAUGGCCCCAGUGCUGAGCGACGUGACUGUGGAGUGGAUCUUCCCUGAGACAACUGAGGUCCUGAUCUCACCUGUCAGCACCAGCUCCCUCUUCCCUGGAGAACGGUUGGUGGGGUAUGGCAUUGUGUGUGAUGCCUCCUUGUACGUCUCCAGUCCCAGAUCUGACAAGAGGCGACGCUACAGCAUGCAGCACUCUCAGGAGUCCAGCAGCUCCGUCUUCUACCACUCUCAGGAUGAGGGACUUGGGCCGGACAGUGGAGACUGUGCCAAGAACUUGGAAGCACCCUUCAACUUGGGGCAGGCCAAAGAUGCCCGGCCAGUCAGUAGAGACUCCAUCACCACUCCUGAUCUGCACUCCUCCCGGCGACGGAGGGCGUACAGCACCAACCAGGUCACCAACCACAACAAGCCCUGCCCAAGGGCCACCAUGGCCAGCUACCCCACGGUGGCUGCCAGAAGAUACCCGCUGCGGAAAGCCAGGCUGCAGGACCUCACCAACCAGACCAGCCCGGACGUGCAGCGGUGGCAGCCCGAUUUGCAGCCCUUGCUGAACGGUGGCCAGGACCUGAGCAAGGGACCCAAACUCCGAGGCCCAGGGGCCCGCAGGCCCUCUCUGCUUCCCCAAGGCUGCCAGCUCUUCCAACCCUCGGGCCAGGAGUCCCUGGUCUGGAGCCCCAUGAGGGAGCUGGACCCCGGGUCCAGCCCGAAGCCUGCCUCAGACAGCCGCAGCCCUGUGAACCUGGGUCAGCGCCCGGCCCCCUCGCCUCCGCCCGCAGAGCCGUCCUGUCACCCCUCCGCCUUCGAGACCGAGACGUCCUCGGACUGGGAGCCCCUGGCCGAGGCCGAGGAGUGGGCCAGCCCCGGCAGGCCCGCCACGCCAGGCCCGGUGCUGGGCAAGGCGCUGGUCAGAGGCCUGCGCGACAGCCAACCCGUGCAGUGGGAGGUGAGCUUCGAGCUGGGGCCCCCCGGCCCCGAGCGGCGCGACGCCGACCUGUGGAGCGAGACCUUCCACCACCUGGCGGCCCGCGCCAUCAUCCGCGACUUCGAGCAGCUGGCGGAACGCGAGGACGACAUCGAGCAAGGGCCCAACCGCCGCUACCAGGUGAAUGCAGUGCACACCAGCAAGGCCUGCAACGUCAUCAGCAAAUACACAGCCUUCGUGCCCGUGGACAUGAGCAAGAGCCGGUACCUGCCCACCGUGGUGGAGUACCCCAACUCCGGUAAGGCAGGUGUCGCACUGCGGAUGGUCAACACCCGGGCACUGACCCGGCAGUGGAGGGACACCUCUGCUGGCCUCGGACGGACCCAGAUCACGCUCAGAGAGGACUCGGCAGCUGGAGACGGCAAAUUCCAGACCCUAAAUGUGGAGACGGCCUCUGCCGUGCCCUUGAACCAGACCAUGUCCCUCAGCCGGGAGAAGCACACUGCUCCCAAAGGUCCCCUGUGCAGUCUGGCCACCAAUACCCUUUCUUCCGAGAAGGCCUCAGAGACUCUCUUUAGCUCCAGGCUGAAGCUCAACAAGUCCAGGCUGCUGACACGGGCGGCCAAGGGCUUCCUGAACAAGCCGCUGAUCAGAGCUCCAGAGCCCGCCUCGGGGAGCCAGAGCUUCGACUACAUACCGCUGGUGUCUCUGCAGCUGGCCUCCGGAGCCUUCCUGCUCAACCAAGCCUUCUGCGAGGCCAUCCACAUCCCCAUGGAGAAGCUCAAGUGGACCUCGCCCUUCACCUGCCACCGAGCGUCCCUCAGUACCCGCCAGGCCGGGUCUAAGGCCCCGAGCCCCCAGCUGUGCGCCAGACCCUCGUCUCGGCACUCCGCCUGUGACAGCUUCUCCUCCUCGGAGCCCCUGGCCGAGGGCAGGCCGGGCCCGGAGUCGAGGGCGGCAGUGGAGCACGCGGGGAAGCUGUGGGCCACGGUGGUGGGGCUGGCGUGGCUGGAGCACAGCUCGGCCUCCUACUUCACCGAGUGGGAGCUGGUGGCCGCCAAGGCCAACUCGUGGCUGGAGCAGCAGGAGGUGCCCGAGGGCCGCACCCGGGGCACGCUCAAGGCCGCUGCCCGCCAGCUGUUCGUGCUCCUGCGGCACUGGGACGAGAACCUCGAGUUCGAUGUGCUCUGCUACAACCCGAAUUACGUGUAGGAGGUGGGGGAGCCUGGGGGGCAGGGGAGGACAGGGACAGGCGGGGCCAUUUCCGCCUGGUGGGGAGAAUUUCGAAGCUGUAGCCAAUGUUUCAGUUGCUAGAAAGAGCCGUGGACUGGCAGUCAAGAGGCCUGAGUGCAAUCCCAACUCUGCUACCCCCUCGCUGUGCAACCCUAGGCCAGUCCCUGCCCUGUCUGGGCCUCCUGACUGCCAGUGAGAUGAGGGAGUUGGACUAGAUCUCAAAUGGUUCAAAGGUUCCUUUCUGCCCAGACAUUUGGGCAGUCCCAGGCCUCCUGCUACCAGGGGGCUGGCAAGAGAAGAUACAGUUUAAUCCUGAGUCCUCUCUGGAGGUGGAGCACGUGGGCGCAGAGUGGGAACAGCAGCGCCCCCCAAAAUAAAAAGGUGGAUGAGAGAA
Microcebus murinus (gray mouse lemur) is the source of this 4314-nucleotide messenger RNA. The record is from RefSeq and is a predicted model, not a curated record. Lineage: Eukaryota; Metazoa; Chordata; Mammalia; Primates; Cheirogaleidae.